This is a messenger RNA of Porites evermanni, 7728 nucleotides long. Lineage: Eukaryota; Metazoa; Cnidaria; Anthozoa; Scleractinia; Poritidae. The record is from the annotation of a GenBank genome assembly.
AUGGCAAACUCUACUGUCGAUAUGAUGCUUGACGGGUUGGAGAGUGACGAAGAAUCCUCACCUUUCGAGACCUCUGUAAUCAUACCGAAUAGUGUCCUCAAUGCUCUACUGAUACCAAUAUGUAUCACUGGCAAUGUUUUGGUACUAGCCGCCGUAUGGAGAAAUCCUUCCCUACGCACUCCGUCUAUCAUUUUGCUGUGCAGUCUUGCUGUUUCUGAUCUUUUUGUUGGGUUUCUUGCUCUUCCAGUUUACAUUGCCUUUGCCCUUACACCGCUUUCUCGGGACAGUUCUUACUCACCUCUGUCACAAGCAAGCCUUGUCCUCACUAUUCAACUCUGCGGUGUUUCCCUUGAAACAAUGACAGCCAUCAGCGUGGAUCGAUAUUUGGCCCUACGUCAUCACAUGCCGGAAAGAACAUUAGAACAUCAGAUGGUAUUUUGCUCCCACUAUUCUGUUCAUGAACUCCGCUAUAAAUCCAUUCUUGUAUUGUUGGCGCAAUCGGGAAAUGCGGGAAGCAGUUUUGAAGAUAGUACGAAAAAGGUUAUGUAAAACAGAUGAGGAAAACUUAGAUAACGGUGAUCAAUGAAAUUGGUUGACUUGAGACACUCACGGUCAGAUACUGCCGCCAAAAAUCCGAGAUCGAGGCAGUUGAAGAAACUACGUAACGCGUUAUGUAAAACAGAUGGAGCGGAAAACUUAUGUUUCGGUUAUUACUGAAAUUGGUUGAUACAUCGAUUUCAGCGAAGUUCAUUUGCGUUUUUGCCUUCAGGAAAGACCGGCAAGGAUAGCUACAGAUCAUACAACCAGAGGCUAAAUUUUUGCGGUGUAAUCUGCUCUACUACUUCCAUUGGAUCGCUCUUCCAUAGCGUACUCAGGGGCAGAUAAUGCUGCCAAGAAAGUAGCUAGAAAGUGGAAGAAACAAACAAAAAACUAGUGGCCAAGGAAAAUUUGCAAGAAAUGCAGUUUUCGGUCCCUGCUUUUCUCCCGACCGCCACGUUGAUCUGCCAUCGAACCCAGUAUUUGAAUCUUAGAACAAUAGGAAGGACUUAAACAAAUAAAACUCCUAAAGAGUCAAACAGUAAAACUUAAACGUUAUUUGACCGAGGAAUAAUUUUUUUUUAUAUUAAAAAUUAAAAGUUUUUUGUUAUACGUAACUUUUAGGGGACCUGCGUUUCUCCUCUCCUUCUUAGUAUAUAUAUACAAUGUGAUUCAACUUACAUGUAAGUGCUUUAAUUUUGUAUUGCACGUUUUCUUUCCUUUGUUAAAUUAUUUAUUACUUACUUUUCACCUUAUAUCUAAUUGAAAUUCUGUAUUAUCAUCUGCUAUGGUUUGGCGAAACAAAUAAUAUGACUGUGAAGUGAAAUGAAAUCAAUAAUUAUGUAUAUAACAGCUUCUAAUUAUGACAGCAAAGCUGUAAUUGUAAUUUCAGCAGGUACAGCUGUAAGUUAAGCUAGGUAAAACAUAGCAAUUAACUAAACAAGUUCUCAUGAUCUAUGCUAAAAGUGACCUAUCUGAAUUAUAUGUUGCCCGUAUGAAAAUUAUUCAGACGUCGAUUUACCUUGUAUUUGAGGCAUGAUUAGUCUACCAAAUAUUCUUCAAAUAGCAGUUGUAAUUCGUCGAGUUGUAUUUUUGCUCUUUUAGCCAUGUUUUUAGGCACUUGUACGGGAAUUUCUUAUUCGAUGGCAGUAGUGUGAAGUUUUCCGCCAUUUUUUUACUACCUGGGGCUGAGCUCGUCCCCAGGGCUUCUCGGCGAAUGGGGGUUGAAGAAAAGAUUUUGCUUGUACUCGGUAAUAGUUUUUUUGACAUUUUGUCUCUGUCACCAACAAUUAGACCAUGCAAAGUAAAAGAAUCGGUAAAGAGAAAACAAUGUAACAGUAAACACAAGCAAUUAGUUGCAAAAUAGACCUUGUCAUGGUUUUGGAAGCCAUCUUGACGAGUUAGGCAACCGCGUGAGAAAUGGCAGUGUUUGUAUCAGAAUCUAAUGAAGGAUAAUUCCGUAAAACGGCUGUUCUGAAAAAAAUAUGAAUUGUAAACUAAAGCUACACAUCAAAGGAUUUUACUAACAACUUUCGGGGACCUUAACUGUGCUUAAAUUUCUCCAUGCGCUUGCUUUAGAUUUUCCAUAUAUUUGUCUGCAAUUUUUCCCGGGGAAUUUUAGUCGGCAGAAAGAAGAAACUUUAACAGACAAAUAAGCCUCUGAAAGGUUAUAUUCGGUAGCUUUUUACUAAUUAAUUGAAGUUAUUUUUUUCCUAUUUCAGUCCAUUAUCUCUAUGAUAUGAGGGAUAAAGAUGCAGCAUCUCAUCGAAGUUGCCAGGCUCUCUCACUCUAUUGUUGGUUUUCACAUGACGUCACUAAAGUUCAAACUACAAAACUAUCGAUCCUACUGAGAUUUUAUUUUCAUGGUGUAUUAGAGCGGCUGAAAAUCAAUUUUUAAACAAACUUUUGCUUCAAAAGAGUUCUUGGUUUUGUAAUAGAGUACGCUUGAAUUUCUAAGCUUUUGCGUGACGCAGCAUUUACAUGACGGCUGAGAGAGCCAUUUAGGUUAAAAAAGGGACUUUUUUCGAGGAAUUUUGCUAUCUAAACAGUUCAAGUAUUAGAAAAAGUAUUACUUUAAUGUUUAUGCGUUCCUCUAGGAGUAAAUUCACGCUUUUGUAGCAAAACUCGGUAACAGAUGUUUCUGUUGGUUUCCGUCCGCCAUGUUGGAGCUCAUCCGGAUGAGCUCCAGCAUGGCGUCUCCAUAAAAAGCUCUCUAAAUUUGGGUAAAACAUUUCCUCGGAUAUUUCGUAUACGAAUUAUUCCUGCGACCCAAAACUUGGCGAGGGUCUUUGUACAUUUACCUCCUUUCAUUUCCCAGAUUCUGGACUUUAUCUGUCGAAUGGUUUUGAUUUUUAUUUUGAUCUAUUUUAAAUAGCGCGACACUGAAAACCAGCAAUUGCUCUUUUCCUUUCUCUUAAGAACGAGGUUGGGUGCUUAUUUAAAUUAAUGCGGAUGGGGGAAGGUGGUGGCUUACAAGCAAGGGUGUCUCAAAUUAAGUGGGACCCUUCCUUAAUUUUCCUCCGCCAAUUUUUUUUCUGGAAAUUGGGUUCAUGGUUGAAAUAAACCUAACGGCGAAGAAACUUUUCAAGAUCGUUAUAAGAACGACGUCAAAAACGGCCAAACGUGCUGUUUGUAAAAGCAGGAUUUACAAUUUUAUCUUGUCAGCCAAAAAAUACGAAAAGAAAAGGCCAAAUAAACAAGGAUGUAUGACUGAAGCAACUGUCUUCCAAUGCUUCCCUGCUGUGUGGAAUCAUUUGGGUUAUAUUGAAUUGAUGUCUUUGCUAAACUAAUUUAUUCUACGUUGUAUCUAGCCUGCAGUGCAAGCGUUUUCUUUUAGUGCUCAAUUUGCUCGCGAAAGCGACAUGCACUUAAGGGUUACUAUUUCUACUCUCCCCAAUCUUCCACUGUCAUAAAAUCAAAGAUGGCGGCUACAACAAUAUUACGAACACGAACAAGGUUUUGCCCACCCAGAAUACGCCUGCACUGCAGGCUACGUUGCAUCAGGUUUACUUCUUUGUUGGUCGCUCUGGUCUUCUUUGUCACUAGUGUGGUCGAAAUGCAAGGGAAAAUUACAGGGGUGGGAAAAGAAGAAGCUUUUCUUUUAAUUUUAUGUCCUUUCUGUUUACGGAAUCGAAGUGACGGGGUUGCAAUUAAUUACUUGAUAGGCAUGAUAUAUUUGCAAGUUUGACCAAGUGGGGUAUACACCUAUUGGUGAAAUGGGGUCAAUUAAAAAAUGGGCGCUGACUUAAUUGGUACCAUUCAUCAUUAAUUCCAUUUUAAAAGAUGAUCAAGUAUAACUUCUCCUAAAUGAAAAGCCCUAUUAGACAUAAGUUAAAGAACUAAAUGCUGGCAAGAUGGUUGUAAUUUUAAUAAGAUGCCAGGUGAAAGAGUAUAAAAAAUAAUAUGCAGUUUCUCUUUGAAGAGAAACAGGGGACAGAAUUCAAAAAUUUGAGAUGGCAAACUCUACUGUUGAUAUGAUGCCUGGUGGGUUGGAGAGUGACGAAGAGACCUCUGUAAUCAUAAAUUAAUAGUGUCCUCAAUGCUCUACUGAUACCAAUACCAUCGCUGGCAAUGUUUUGGUACUAGCCGCCGUAUGGAGAAAUCCUUCCCUACGCACUCCGUCUAUCAUUUUGCUGUGCAGUCUUGCUGUUUCUGAUCUUUUUGUUGGGUUUCUUGUUCUUCCAGUUUACGUUGCCAUCGCCUGCUUUAUCCUUUCUGGAAGCGGUUUUUACUCAAGUCUGUCUCAAGCAAGCCUCGUCCUCCUUACUCAACUCUGCUGUGUUUCCCUUGAAACAAUGACAGCCAUCAGCGUGGAUCGAUAUUUGGCCCUACGUUAUCACAUGCGAUAUCCGGACAUGAUGACCUCAAGACGUGCAACCUGUGUAGCAGCAAUAUUUUGGUGUAAAAACGUCAUUUUGUCACUGCUUAGCAUUUGGAAGACAAAUGCUAUUCUUCUUGUUGUAGUUGUCUUUGUUGCCUUAUNAAAAAUAAUAUGCAGUUUCUCUUUGAAGAGAAACAGGGGACAGAAUUCAAAAAUUUGAGAUGGCAAACUCUACUGUUGAUAUGAUGCCUGGUGGGUUGGAGAGUGACGAAGAGACCUCUGUAAUCAUAAAUUAAUAGUGUCCUCAAUGCUCUACUGAUACCAAUACCAUCGCUGGCAAUGUUUUGGUACUAGCCGCCGUAUGGAGAAAUCCUUCCCUACGCACUCCGUCUAUCAUUUUGCUGUGCAGUCUUGCUGUUUCUGAUCUUUUUGUUGGGUUUCUUGUUCUUCCAGUUUACGUUGCCAUCGCCUGCUUUAUCCUUUCUGGAAGCGGUUUUUACUCAAGUCUGUCUCAAGCAAGCCUCGUCCUCCUUACUCAACUCUGCUGUGUUUCCCUUGAAACAAUGACAGCCAUCAGCGUGGAUCGAUAUUUGGCCCUACGUUAUCACAUGCGAUAUCCGGACAUGAUGACCUCAAGACGUGCAACCUGUGUAGCAGCAAUAUUUUGGUGUAAAAACGUCAUUUUGUCACUGCUUAGCAUUUGGAAGACAAAUGCUAUUCUUCUUGUUGUAGUUGUCUUUGUUGCCUUAUGUCUUUUUAUUUCUUCAAUUACUUACAGUGCUAUUUAUCGAAUCGUUCGACACCAUCAACAUCAGAUUCACGCCCAACAGCAAGCCGUACAGAGUAUGAACGCGAAACAAAAUUUCCAGAUACAAGCGAAGAAACAUGCUGCAAACACAUUUAUAUAUUACAUUUGUAUGGUUCUUUGUUAUUUUCAAGCUGUUGCCUCCGCCCUAAUUUUGGUGACUUAUAAAGAACAUUGGAACAUCAGAUGGUAUUUUGCUGAGCUCGUCCCCAGGUCUUCUCGGCGACUGAGGGUUGAAAAGCAAAUCUUGCCUGUACUCGGGAAUAGUUUUUUCACAUUUUAUCUCUGUCACCAACAAUUAGACCGUGCAAAAUAAAAGAAUCGAUAAAGAGAAAACAACGUAACAGUAAACACAAGCAAUUAGUUGCAAAAUAGACCUUGCCAUGGUUUUGGAAGCCAUCUUGACGAGUUAAGCAACGUGAGAAAUUGCAGUGUUUGUAGGAGAAUCUAAUGAAGGAUAAUUUCCGUAAAACGGCUGUUCUGAAAAAAAUAUGAAUUGUAAACCAAAGCUACACAGCAAAGGAUUUUACUAACAAAUUACGGGGACAUUAACUGUGAUUAAAUUUCUCCAGGCGCUUGCUUUAGAUUUUCCAUAUAUUUGUCCGCAAUUUUUCCCGGGAAAUUUUAGUCGGUACGAAGAAGAAAUUUUGACAGUCAAAUGAACCUCUGAAAGGUUAUAUUCGGAAGCUUUUUACUAAUUAAUUGAAGUUUUUUUUUUUUCCUUUUCUGCCAAGUAGCUCUAUGAUAUGAAAGAUAAAGAUGCAGCAUUUCAUCCAAGUUUCCAGGCUCUCUCACUCUAUUGCUCUUUUCCUUUCUCUUGAGAACGAGGUGGGCGCUUAUUUAAACUAAUGCGGAUAGGGGUGGGGGGGGGGGGGGGGGGGGGGUNAAAUUUUCCUCCGUCAAUUUUUUCUUCUACAAAUUGGGUUGACGGUUGAGAUAAACCUAACGGCGAAGAAACUUUUCAAGAUCGCUGUAAGAACGACGUCAAGAACGGCCAGACUUGCUGUUUGUAAUAGUUGGAUUUCCAAUUUUAUCUUGUCAGCCGAAAAAAUACGGAAAGAAAAGGCCAAAUAAACAAGGAUGCAUGACUGAAGCAGCUGUCUUCCAAUGUUUCCCUGCUGUGUUGGGUUAUUUGUGUUAUGUUGAAUUGAUGUCUUUGCUAAACUAAUGUAUUCUACGUAGUAUAAGGGUUGCUUCCUUGUUGGUCGCUCUGGUCUUCUUUGUCACUAGUGUGGUCGAAAUGCAAGGGAAACUUAUAGGUGAGUGGGAAAAGAAGAAGCUUUUCUUUUAAUUUAAUGUUCUUUCUGUUUACGGAAUCGAAGUGACGGGGUUAAAGCAAUUAAUUACUUGAUGGGCGUAAUAUAUUUGCAAGUUUGACGGAGUGGGGUGCACACCUAUUGGUGAAAUGGGGUCAAUUAGAAAAUGGGCGCUGACUUAAUUGGUAUCAUUCUUCAUUAAUUCCAUUUUAUAAGAUGAUCAAGUAUAACUUCUCCUAAAUGAAAAGCCCUAUUAGACAUAAGUUAAAGAAUUAAAAGCUAGCAAGAUGGUUGUAAUUUUAAUAAGAUGCCAGGUGAAAGAGUAUAAAAAAUAAUAUGCAGUUUCUCUUUGAAGAGAAACAGGGGACAGAAUUCAAAAAUUUGAGAUGGCAAACUCUACUGUUGAUAUGAUGCCUGGUGGGUUGGAGAGUGACGAAGAGACCUCUGUAAUCAUAAAUAGUUUCCUCAAUGCUCUACUGAUACCAAUAUGCAUCGCUGGCAAUGUUUUGGUACUAGCCGCCGUACGGAGAAAUCCAUCCCUACACACUCCGUCUACCAUUUUGCUGUGCAGUCUUGUUGUUUCUGAUCUUUUUGUUGGGUUUCUCCUUCUUCCAGUUAACAUUGCCAUCGCCCGCUUUUAUAUCCUUUCUGGAAGCAGUUCUGACUCACGUCUGUUUCAAGCAAGGUUCUUCUUCACUAUUCAACUCUGCGGUGUUUCGCUUGAAACAAUGACAGCCAUCAGCGUGGAUCGAUAUUUGGCCCUACGAUAUCACAUGCGAUAUCCAAAUUUGAUGACCUCUCAACGUGCUAUGUACGUUGCAGCAACAUUUUGGUGUAAAAACGUCAUUUUAUCACUGCUUAGCAUUUGGAAGAGAAAGACUAUCUUGCUUGUUGCAGUUGUUCUUAUUGCCUUAUGUCUUUUCACUUCUGCAAUUACUUACAGUGCAAUUUAUCGAAUCGUUCGACACCAUCAACAUCUGAUGCACGCCCAACAGCAAGCCGUACAGAGUAUGAAUGCGGAACAAAACCGCAAGUUACAAGCGAAGAAACGCGCUCUAAACACAUUUAUAUAUUACAUUUGUAUGCUUCUUUGUUAUUUUCCAUCGGCUGUAUCCAUCCUAAUUACGGUGGCUUAUGAACCACAUUUGAACAUCAGUUUGUAUUUCGACACUAUUAUGUUCAUGAACUCCGCUAUAAAUCCAUUCUUGUAUAUUUGGCGUAAUCGGGAAAUCCGGAGAGGAGUCUUGAAGAUACUUCGAAAAAUAUUAUACAAAACAGAUGAGGAAAACUUAAAUAACGGCGAUCAAUGA